Messenger RNA from Knipowitschia caucasica, 3255 nucleotides. NCBI's taxonomy places the organism in Eukaryota, Metazoa, Chordata, Actinopteri, Gobiiformes, Gobiidae. The record is from the annotation of a GenBank genome assembly.
AUGGGGAGUCGGGGCCACUACCGGUACCACUGGCAGAGCCACAAUGUCAAACUCAGUGGAGUUGAUGAUAUGGUUCUCCUCAGUAAAAUCAAUGAGGAUGCUAUUGUCGACAACCUGAAGAAAAGAUACAUGGACGACUACAUUUUUACAUACAUUGGUCCCGUCUUAAUAUCGGUAAACCCUUUUAAGCAGAUGCCAUAUUUUGGUGAAAAGGAAGUGGAGAUGUAUCAAGGAGCAGCUCAGUAUGAAAACCCACCUCACAUCUAUGCAUUGGCCGAUAAUAUGUACAGAAAUAUGAUGAUUGAACGAGAAAACCAGUGUGUCAUUAUUAGUGGGGAGAGUGGUGCUGGGAAGACAGUGGCAGCCAAGUAUAUCAUGAGCUACAUCUCCAGAGUCUCGGGAGGCGGAGGCAAAGUGCAGCACGUCAAAGAAAUCAUCCUGCAAUCCAACCCACUGCUGGAAGCGUUUGGAAAUGCCAAAACACUCCGAAACAACAACUCCAGCAGAUUUGGAAAGUACUUUGAGAUCCAGUUUAGCUCCGGUGGUGAACCAGACGGAGGAAAAAUCUCAAACUUCCUUUUGGAGAAGUCUCGCGUCGUGAUGCGAAAUCCUGGAGAGAGGAGUUUCCACAUUUUCUACCAGUUAAUAGAAGGAGCCAGUGGCGAGCAGAAGAGCAGCUUAGGAAUCACCAGCCUGGACUAUUACACAUACCUCAAUCAGUCUGGUUCCUAUAAAGUGGACGACAUUGAUGACAAAGCCGAAUUUAAGGAGACAAUGCAUGCCAUGGAUGUGAUUGGCAUAACUGCAGAAGACCGCUCCAUGGUGCUUCAAAUAGUGGCUGGCGUCCUGCACCUGGGAAACAUCAGCUUCAGGGAGUCUGGGAACUACGCCGCAGUGGAGAGUGAGGAGUUCUUGGCAUUCCCGGCGUUUCUUAUCGGAAUCGACCAGAAUCGUCUCAAGGAGAAACUCACCAGCAGGAAAAUGGACAGCAAGUGGGGAAACACUGUGGAGACGAUCGACGUGACGCUGAACGUGGAGCAGGCGUGCCACACUCGAGACGCCCUGACCAAAGCCCUACAUUCACGAGUGUUUGAUUUCUUGGUUGAGUCGAUUAACAAAGCCAUGGUCAAAGAUCACCAGGAGAUCAAUAUUGGCGUAUUGGACAUUUAUGGAUUUGAAAUAUUCCCGAAAAAUGGAUUUGAACAGUUUUGUAUCAACUUUGUGAAUGAGAAGCUGCAGCAGAUUUUCAUUGAGUUAACACUGAAGGCUGAACAGGAGGAGUACGUGCAAGAGGGCAUUAAGUGGACACCGAUUGAGUACUUCAAUAACAAAAUAGUCUGUGACCUCAUUGAGAGCAAGAAUCCUCCUGGCAUCAUGAGUAUCCUGGACGACGUGUGCGCCACGAUGCACGCCGUGGGGGAAGGCGCCGACCAGACGAUGCUACAGAAGCUCCGGAUGCAGAUCAACACCCACGAACACUUCAACAGCUGGAACCAGGGCUUCAUCAUCCAUCACUACGCUGGCAAGGUGUCCUAUGAUGCUGCAGGAUUUUGCGAGAGAAACAGAGAUGUACUUUUCACUGACCUCAUUGAGCUGAUGCAAAGCAGUGAAAUUGGGUUCAUCAGAAAACUGUUUCCAGAAAACCUUAAUGCCGAUAAAAAGGGUCGUCCAUCUACAGCAGGGAGCAAAAUUAAGAAACAAGCCAAUGAUUUGGUGAGCACUUUGAUGAAGUGCACUCCACACUACAUCCGCUGCAUCAAACCAAAUGAAACAAAGAAGCCGCGAGACUGGGAGGAGAGCCGGGUGAAACAUCAAGUUGAGUAUCUCGGUCUCAAAGAAAACAUCAGAGUUAGGCGUGCUGGUUAUGCCUAUCGGAGAAUCUUCCGAAAAUUCCUCAACAGAUAUGCUAUCCUGACCAAAGAGUCAUGGCCAACAUGGCAAGGGGAUGAGAAGCAGGGUGUCCUCCACCUUCUGCGUGCUGUCAACAUGGACCAGGAUCAGUUUCAACUCGGUCGCUCAAAGAUCUUCAUCAAAGCCCCUGAAUCGCUCUUUCUACUGGAGGAGACAAGGGAACGAAAGUUUGAUGGCUAUGCUAGAACUAUUCAAAAAGCCUGGAGGAAGUAUGUGGCCCGUAAGAAGUAUGUUCAGAUGAGGGAGGAAGCUUCGGAUCUGUUGUUGAAUCGAAAAGAGAGACGCCGUCACAGCCUUAAUAGAAACUUCAUCGGUGACUACCUGGGUAUGGACGACCGGCCAGAGCUACGGCAAUUUCUCGGCAAGAGAGAGAAGAUCGACUUUGCGGACAAAGUGACUAAAUAUGAUCGUCGUUUCAAAGGCAUAAAGAGAGAUUUGAUUCUAACCCCCAAAUCUGUGUACCUGAUUGGGAGAGAAAAAGUUAAACAGGGUCCAGAAAAGGGACAAGUGACAGAAGUACUCAAGAGGAGGAUCGAUGUUGAAAAAAUAUUGACAGUCUCUCUAAGUACUCUACAGGAUGAUUUCAUUAUUCUACACGAGCAAGAGUACGACAGUCUGCUAGAGUGUGUGUUUAAGACCGAGUUUAUUAGCUUACUGGCAAAACGGUUUGAAGAAAAGACCCAACGCAAGCUUCCACUGAAGUUUAGCAACACAUUGGAGAUGAAGUUAAAGAAGGAACACUGGGGCUUUCUGAGCGGAGGAGGCACCAGACAGGUCAGCAUAGGACCCGGACUUCCCAAAAACACUCGUCCUUCCCGUAAAACGUCUUCACAUGGCCAUACCAAUUCCAGCCGAAGACAGCCCUCAAGAGUUGCACCUGGGCCUCCAGCGGGUCACCAGAAUGGAAGAGUAAAAAAUACAAACCAUGAAGCAAAUCAGUGGAACGGAGACCACAAUAGUAACCGACAAAGACGAACUUCGAGCAGCGCAGCACGACCACAUCUACCAACCAAUCACACGCCCCGCAAGGAACCCAGCUCCCCCAGCCAAACACCAGACCCACGCUUUCUCGCAGUGCCUGAAAGAGGAGCUGCUGGAGCGCACAGACCGUCAGCCAACAGACCCCCACCAGGAGCAGGACGGCCCAAACCAGCACCCAAACCUAAACCUCAAGUUCCCCAGUGCAAAGCCCUUUAUGCAUAUGACGCUCAGGACACAGACGAGCUCAGCUUUAAUGCUAACGACAUUAUUGAAAUUGUUAAAGAAGAUGCCUCUGGAUGGUGGAUGGGUCGACUUCGUGGGAAGCAAGGACUUUUUCCUAAUAACUACGUGACAAAGAUCUAG